This is a messenger RNA of Xiphias gladius (swordfish), 4753 nucleotides long. RefSeq names its product serine/threonine kinase 3 (STE20 homolog, yeast) (gene stk3). Gene Ontology annotation, biological process: protein phosphorylation; intracellular signal transduction; protein tetramerization. NCBI's taxonomy places the organism in Eukaryota, Metazoa, Chordata, Actinopteri, Istiophoriformes, Xiphiidae. Gene Ontology annotation, cellular component: cytoplasm. Bases 159 to 1658 code for a protein of 499 amino acids. The record is from RefSeq and is a predicted model, not a curated record. The transcript has 11 exons. Gene Ontology annotation, molecular function: protein serine/threonine kinase activity; ATP binding.
CCCAAAAGGUCCAUCAUCUGACGGACCCUCAGCUGGCCCUCCACUAGUUUUUGACAACAACGUCUCUGUCGACAAUGUUCACAUCGUGACUAUUGGCCCCAAAACUCACAUAACUCUCUAUUAGUCCGUUGCCGUUGUAUUCUUUGAAGUUUUACAUCAUGGAGCCGUCUGCGCCCAAAAGCAAGCUGAAAAAGCUGAGUGAGGACAGUCUUACCAAACAACCAGAGGAAGUGUUUGACGUUCUAGAGAAACUCGGUGAAGGUUCCUAUGGCAGUGUGUUCAAAGCCAUCCAUAAGGAGUCAGGCCAGGUGGUGGCCAUAAAACAGGUUCCCGUGGAGUCUGAUCUGCAGGAGAUCAUCAAGGAGAUUUCCAUCAUGCAGCAGUGUGACAGUCCUUAUGUAGUGAAGUACUAUGGCAGCUACUUCAAGAACACAGACUUGUGGAUUGUGAUGGAGUACUGUGGAGCCGGGUCUGUCUCUGACAUCAUCAGACUGCGCAACAAGACGCUGACAGAGGAUGAGAUUGCUACCAUCCUGAAGUCCACACUGAAGGGUCUUGAAUACCUCCACUUCAUGAGAAAGAUCCACCGGGACAUCAAGGCAGGAAACAUCCUUCUCAACACUGAGGGACAUGCCAAGCUGGCAGAUUUCGGAGUAGCUGGACAACUAACGGACACCAUGGCGAAGAGAAACACUGUGAUCGGUACUCCAUUCUGGAUGGCCCCAGAGGUGAUCCAGGAAAUCGGUUACAACUGUGUGGCUGACAUCUGGUCCCUGGGCAUUACCUCUAUAGAGAUGGCAGAAGGGAAACCUCCCUACGCUGACAUCCAUCCCAUGAGAGCUAUCUUCAUGAUCCCUACCAACCCUCCUCCAACAUUCAGAAAGCCCGAACUUUGGUCAGAUGAAUUCACAGACUUUGUCAAGAAGUGUCUGGUCAAGAAUCCAGAGCAGAGAGCGACUGCGACCCAGCUCCUACAGCACCCAUUCAUCAGCCAGGCCAAGCCGGUCACAAUUUUGAGAGACCUGAUAACUGAAGCCAUGGAGAUGAAAGCCAAAAGGCAACAGGAGCAGCAGAGAGAGCUAGAGGAGGAGGAUGACAACUCUGAGGAGGAGACUGAGGUGGACUCUCACACUAUGGUGAAGUCGGGCUCAGAGGGUGCAGGGACCAUGCGGGCCACCAGCACCAUGAGUGACGGAGCACAGACCAUGAUCGAACACAGCAGCACCAUGUUAGAGUCAGACCUGGGCACUAUGGUCAUCAACAGUGACGAUGAAGAGGAGGAGGAAGACCAGGGAUCCAUGAGGAGGCAUGCCACCCCCCAGCAGCCAAUACGUCCAUCCUUCAUGGACUAUUUUGACAAGCAGGACUCCAACAAGGCGGCCCAGCAGCAGGAGAACUACAACCACAACCAGCCCCAGGAGCAGCCCGGGUACCACAUCCAGUCCAAGAGCGUCUUCCCUGACAACUGGAAGGUUCCUCAGGAUGGAGACUUUGACUUUUUGAAGAACCUGGACUUUGAGGAGCUACAGAUGCGCCUGAGUGCCUUGGAUCCCAUGAUGGAGCGGGAGAUUGAGGAGCUCAGGCAGCGCUACACCGCCAAGAGGCAGCCCAUCCUGGAUGCAAUGGACGCAAAGAAGAGACGACAACAGAACUUCUAAGUGAUCCUCUCUGUCACUUCCAUGCCCUGGUCUGGGUUUCUCAAAGCCACAAUUACCACAAAACUUAUAUUCAAAAGACUCAGAGGAACUAGGAUGACCUUAUUGUCUUUGUUGGAAGCCGCCUGCUGUUCUGACUGACUACUAACUGGCCUCUGACUCAAGGGAGAUGCUCCUUUUCCUGGAUGACAUCCAUUUUGUCCCCCUGGAAUCCACACUUACAAGCCUUGUUUCUACAUUAUGUAUGUCUAGAUGCUGCUCCUUCAUUUUAAACCUUAAAUUUGUUUUCUGCUGUUCCCGUAGAGUUGCUCCUCCACAAAUGUCGCUCAAGUCCGCAGCAAAAGAGAGAACUGAGCGUUGGUGAUUAUAAAUCUGAAAGUCAGAAAAUAAUUCUCCCUAUCCUAAAUGAAAUUCCCCUUCAUGUCACAUAGAAACCCCCCUGGGAGUCCCCAUCGAAACAUAAGGAAGGACAUGUACCAUGACAAACAGGUCAACAUUUCACCUAUUUUCUGGCAGCAGCGGGGGUUAUAAGCAGUGUGGUCAAUGACAAGUGGUCUUUUUUCCUCAGACUUUUUACUUUCACUGUAAAUAUAAUAUAGAGCUUAGUUUGGAAAUACCUGCGACAAAAAGCUGUGGAGGUUUGUCCAUGACCAAAGACAAUCAAGGUAAUGUUGAUUCAGUUGAGAAUGCCUUAAAAAUAUUUGAAACCUGGUUUUCAAAGUAAGCAAUGUAAUAGAACAACCAAGCCUUCGGAUGGUUAAAUCCAUGGAGAUGAGUUGGACUGUGGAGAGCUGCAAAUGUUUGUCAGAAUGGACAGAAAUGACAGAAAUCAUUUGGAUGAUGAAGAGUGCAUUGUGCAUGUUUUCAACUGUUUGUGGACCAGAAAUUCUAAACUUAUUUCACUAGUCUUUAUCAUUUAAUUUUAUUGUUUUCAAAUGUGAUGUUCUGGACUUCUUUAUACAUCCAAUGUACUGUUUAUAUUGACAGAUACCAUGCAUCUUAGUGCCUCAUAAUACACCUGUCCCAGUUCUGCAUCUGUCUCAGAGCGCACACACUCACAAAUUCCUCCAUGAAUUUAAAAAACAGCGCCUUUAUUCGGCAAUUUGAUCCACUUUUUAAUGCAAGAGUUGUCACAAAAAUUCAUUCCCAAAUGGAAAAAAAAGAAACUUCUAUGCUUUCCAUACAAGUAAACACAUUCCUAAAUACUGUAUGACUUUUAUUUUAACUUCGCUGGGGUCUUUUAAAACCCUGUAUGACUUUCCGAAAAAUUUAAACCAGACGUCGAGCCAUAACAAUUCGGAGCUCAGCGAAAAAAGUAACCUGGCAUCAGCCACACAUCUACUGUCUGAGAUUCAGAUUUUAGAUCAUUAUUUUGUAUUGCAUUAAGAUCCCUUUUCAGCAAAUUUCUGGUAAGUGUGUGUGUGUGUUUGUUUUUUUGUUUUUUUUGUUUUUGUUUUUUCCAAACAAUUACGAGUGUUGCUCCUUUCCAUUUCCUGGCAUUACUAAUGAAAGAAUGAAGAUAAAUUGUUACUCAAAGCUCUGUGCUGUGUGUGUUCAGACACAAGCUCAUUUUUUAACCACUAAAAGCUAUUCAAACAAAAUAAUUUGGCACAGUGAUUGACUUUGUGGUGUGAAAUUGCUCCUUUCUGAAAAUGAAGGUCAGAGGUUAGUAAGGUGUUCAAAAUUUCAGCGCUGAAGGUAACUUAUGUCAGUAUAAGCAUAUGAAAUGACCAGUGAGUAAUAAGAAAUUGUCCAACAGAAAUGUUAACAAUGUCUUUGCAAUGGCUGAGAAACUGUUUAUCUUUUAUUACUGUUUCCUACCAGGGAGCACUGACAAAUUUUAUUAUUUAACUAACACAUCUGGCUUAGUAUGUAUCUUGGUCACAAUUCUUAAAAAUCCUUGACUUUGGUUAUUUAUCAAAAAUAGUUGUUUGAAAACUAAAAUUUGCUGUUAUCAAAUUUUUGCCAGCUCUCAAAUGCUGAUAUGAGUAUCGGCCUCAAAAGUCCAAUUUGGGGGCUGUACACAGUUUUGAAUGUUGAAUUGAAAACCUCUACUAACAAGCCAAUGACAACCUUGUUCUUUUCAUGAAAGAAACAAACGGCUCUGUUUUAGCUGUAAUUUAGUUUUGUGUUGAUGUUUGAUUUUGAUUUGUCACACGUGCUAAUAACGACCCUUUGAAUGAAUUCAGACGGUCCUCAUACUGAAUACACGUACGGUAUGAGUGCAGGUCGCCGUUACAUUUGAAUGUUAAUAUGCAGUCUUGAUACUGUAGUUCAGCCCAUACUUUCUGCAUAUUACGUGACAUUUUAGUAAUGCGGUAAUAGAUAGUAAUAAAUAGACCUGUUACAUUGUCCCACUGUGUUUCUCAUCUGAUGGACAAUUAGGCCAAAUUGAGCCGACAUUUCAAACACAUGAAUCUAAAUUUCAUUCCGCACUGUCUCGGCUUCUGAAUGAUCACAUUUGCGUGUUUUUGCUUAAUUUUUCUGCAUGAAGAUGAACCCGUUCUCUCACAGAAAUCAUCAGCAAUCUUGCCAUGAGUUGUUUUCAUAAAUGAAGUCUGCAGUGCAUUGGCAACUUACACACAAGCAUUCACACUCUAUUUCUUAAAUGUUUAAAUUUCUUUCUUUCUUUUUGUGACACUGGUUUAAAAAUAGAAUCUGAUUUGGCUCUUAAUACUUUUACCCUUUGUCCACUAUAUUUGGCUUGAUUUCUGUGUGUGUUAGACUCUGCAUGUUUAUAAUUAUGUUUGCUCUGUAGUGGAAUGCUCUUAUUAUAACUGCACAGGUAAGAGUAUUGUUAAUAUGGAAAAUGGAUUAUUUUCAGCUUUUAGUUAACGCUAUUUGCUCUCUUCAAUUAAAAAGCCCAGUUUGAAAUAUGACAUUGUUCCGAAUUGGCCAUAUCAUUAUAUACAGUUAUCCGAAAUCACUUUUUGAUAUAUAGCUAUAUGAUUUUGUCUUCAUUUAUUUCUGCUCUAUAAUGACUUGAGGGUGUAGGGUGGAAUGUAAGCAUUUAUGUUUGAACCUCUUAAUUUAUUAUCUUUAUUUGUAUUACUUUAUAAAGUUUUGAAAAGGUGCAAGAAAUAAUAAAAGUUACUUCU